GCCUAUUGAACUCAUUUUCAGUACGAAACUACAAACGGAUGUUGACAAACUAAUUUACCUUUGAUAAGUCACAAACGCCAUCAUUUAAGACAGGAAAUAAUAUCAGUUUCUGUAGAUCAUAGAUGAAAAACCUGCCACGAAAGGAUAAGUAAACAUGAAAUUUGAAUAUUUUAUUUUGAGUCCAUUGUUGUGCAUUUAUGCGAAAGGUGGAAAAGAAUCUUGUUUAGGUAGGUGUGGACAAUUCUAUGACGAUAAACUCCCUUGUCAGUGUAACACAGCUUGUAAUACGCACGAAGACUGUUGUAUUGAUUAUAACGAUUCCUGUCCAAAAGAAUUGUGUGUCGGUAGGUGUGACCAUCCAUAUGACAAAAGUCACCAAUGUCACUGUAAUACAGCUUGUAAACAGCACAAUAACUGCUGUGAUGACUAUGAUUCUUUCUGUUUACUAGGAGUUAAUAAUGCAACUGACACAGAAGAGAGUACCUCCGGUAUGAUCGCUGGAGUUACUAUUUCACUGACGGUUGUAAUGCUGAUAGUUGUUGUAAUACUGGCUCUCGUUUACAGGAAGAUACAUCUAAGAAAACAAUUACUAUCCCAAACAGUGGGUAAUGGAAAACGCACGUCUGAAAUGAACUAUUAUGCAACAGAAAAUGUUCAAGAAGAUCAAUAUCAUGACAUUGAUAUAUCAAAUGGGGACUAUUGUUUAGCAGUUGCAAUAUCUGAUGAUAGUAAUAGGGCCGAAGAUAAAGAAGCAACACAUGUUAGGGCAAUAUCCGGUGUUUACGAUAAAUUAAACGAGAAGGACAAAAGACAAAUUCAAACAAAACGCCAAAAUGAAAGCGCAUCGGAACUUGAGGGAAGCAAAAUGAAAACUUAUACAUUGGCCUGUAAUAUCACAGUUAAUACAGCAGAUGCAGUCGACCUUGAUCCUACUUAUAACCACUCUAAUAACAUAAUUUCGAGAGAAGAACUUAGCAAUUAUGAUCAUUUCAGCAUCCAAAAGUGAUCUGUACGUUACAGUAUUUGGAAUUAUGUUUCAUUUCUAUUGUAAAGCAACGCAAGAUUUUGACUAGGACUCAACGGAAAUAUAGCGUGAUAAUUUAUAUGUUAUUAUACCUCAGGAUGUUUUUCUAUAUAAAAAAGAAGGACAUCAUUUGUGCUAUAUCAUUCCAUAGACUAUUUGCCAGACAACCUUGUCAUACUAAUUUUUUUAUUGGACAACAAUCUCAAACAAUGCCAUCAUUGACCAUGUUGACUAUUCUGCUUGGAUUUUGGCGCUUGGCAACGCUAUGCUCUAAAAUAUCGUAAACUCGUCGUAAUUUCAUAUGUAUGUAUUAUUAUCAGAAACAUAUAAAAUAGAAAAUAAAUCUACGCAACAUCUUUUAAGAGCUAAAACAGAACAAAUGUAUGGUAUGGGUCUGUCGUCGUCUUCAUAAUCUGUCAUUGCGGAAAUGUAGUUUAUAUUGCGUUUAUCAUAUGCACGUGAAUGUUUACAGAAAGAUUUCAGGUAUUGGUUACUGUAAAUAAAAUAUUUACAAAUGCAUGUACAACACAAGGGCAAAACAAAACGUAUAGCUCAUCUCGUGUAUGUUUGUGUGACUUUCUUCAAGGUAGUGUAUGUAGACUUUUUAGAAAGUCGUUUUGUUUGGUAUAAUAAAACACUUGGUGACUGGUUAUGAAUGUAAUAGCAAGUUUGUUGUCCCUUGAAUACUAACUAUUGACUUCAGCUUUGCCUCAAACAAAAGUUGAUGUCUUAAGGACAGCAAAAAUGAUAUUACCAUCAACAGGUGUAAAAUAUUGCAUUAGUGCAUAUACAGUUUCAAAUCAUCGACGUCAACAGUGGCAAAAAAAAAUGUUUUAAACAGUCUGUCAUUCUUUGCAAUACAAUAUAAAAGUAAUUGCAUGAAUAUUGGUAAAUAUUAUCCUUCGUAGAAUGAAAAUGCAUUCCCAAGCUCAUGCAAUAUCGAAAUCAUAAAUAUUCACCAAUAGUCAUGCAAUAAACCCUAUGAUAUUAUGUAAAAAAAAGUAUUUUUAUUUUGUAAAAAUGGUACAGGCUGAAUGCAUAAUGAAUUUGUAUGAACAAAGUUUACAUUGGUAUAAAUCGAUCUGAACUGCUAUAGCUGAUUUUUAUUGUUAAUGUCGUUUGUCAUUUACAUACAUCUUACAUGGUAUUAUUGGUAUGAAUAAAAUUAAAUGAAGGAUGGACUCUCCUUUUUGCUUA
Mytilus californianus (California mussel) is the source of this 2221-nucleotide messenger RNA. RefSeq lists its product as uncharacterized. NCBI's taxonomy places the organism in Eukaryota, Metazoa, Mollusca, Bivalvia, Mytilida, Mytilidae. The transcript has 7 exons. Bases 155 to 1006 code for a protein of 283 amino acids. The record is from RefSeq and is a predicted model, not a curated record.